Messenger RNA from Lecanosticta acicola, 489 nucleotides. Lineage: Eukaryota; Fungi; Ascomycota; Dothideomycetes; Mycosphaerellales; Mycosphaerellaceae. The record is from the annotation of a GenBank genome assembly.
AUGCCGCAGUCAUUCGAAGAACAGGACAUGUACCGGAGUGUCGCAUACCUCGAGCAAGAAGUCGCACGCCAGCAAGAGAACAUGCGCCGACUGGGCAUGGGUAAGUCGCUCGCCUCUUGCACAUUUGCCGGUUAUCGCCUCAGCUGACACUUCCUCGCUGCAACAGGCAAUGGGGCAAGUGCACGCACCGUAGGUGAGGAGAUGCGCAGCAUGAGCGAGCACAUCGACAGCGUGGACGCAGAGCUGCGGCACAUGAGCGAGCUCCUGGCCGCCUUCCAAGCCGAGCUGGACGCGAAUGCGCGGGAGAUUGCGGAGCUGCGCGCUGAGAAGGUGGAGCGGAUGAAGGAGGUGAACGCGCUCCAGGCCAAGCUUGACGACUUCGAGCAGUAUAUGCAGGAGCAGGAUGACGAGAUCCAGCGACUGUGUGAUGAGCUCAAAGCGAAGAAGCGGGCGAUGGAGGAACAGGCCGCUGAGUUCGCUGCGAAAUAG